GCUGGUUGGAAGAAGCAGCACGGCGGUGGGUGCGGCCUGCUGGAAAAAAAACAGGACUACGGCAUGAAGCUAGCAACGGCAGAGUAAGACACUGGGAAGACUGCGCACUAAGAAAUACAGCGUCUGAGAAAGAGGAGCCUUGCAACACAAAAUUAGAAGCUGCUGUGGCAACAAGGGCAACACGGAUUUGCACACGACAAUGGAGGUGCUGCUGAUUCCCACGGAAGCACUAUGCUGCAGAGUCACGCAAUAGGAAAGAAAUCUUGCCACCUGUAUCUGCACUGCAGGAAGCAGACAACCGUAGACUGCUCAGAAACUUGCUGCUCACAGGAUCGGAUAUGACAGGUUCUAUUGCACCUAGAGAACCUUUUAGAACAAGUUAUUGGAAGUUAGGUAAUAUAAAGAGGUGCCAGCCUCUCUUUCUCUACGCUGGGAUAUGGCAGUUAAUGUGUAUUCCACCUCUAUGACCAUUGAGAACCUGAGCCGACAUGAUAUGCUGGCAUGGGUGAACGACUCGCUGCAUUUUAGCUAUACCAAGGUCGAGCAGCUAUGUUCAGGAGCGGCAUACUGCCAGUUCAUGGAUAUGCUUUUUCCCGGUUCUAUACACCUGAAGAAAGUCAAAUUCCAAGCCAAACUGGAACAUGAGUACAUACACAACUUCAAAGUGCUACAGGCAGCCUUUAAGAAAAUGAGCAUUGAUAAAAUAAUUCCAGUAGAAAGAUUAGUGAAAGGGAAGUUCCAGGACAACUUUGAGUUUGUGCAGUGGUUUAAGAAGCUCUUCGACGCAAACUACGACGGGAAGGACUAUGACCCGUUGCAGGCCAGGCAUAGCCAGGAGGUGGUGGCUCCACACAAUCCAGUGCCACAGAGGACAUCCCCAACUGUGCCCAAGAUUGUGCCAGCACCUCAGAGGGUGUCCCACACAACACCCUUCAUGGGCGGCGGCAGAAAGAACAUGCCUGUUGCCCGGAAUGGUGGCAGCGAUGCAGAUGCACAGAUCAUGGAACUCAACCAACAGUUAAUGGAACUGAAGUUGACAGUGGAUGGGCUGGAGAAGGAGAGAGAUUUCUACUUCAGUAAACUACGGGACAUUGAGCUGAUCUGCCAGGAACAUGAAAGUGAAAACAAUCAAGUCAUCUCCAAGAUUAUAGAGAUUCUCUACGCUACAGAGGAUGGCUUCGCAUCUCCAGAAGAUGACAAAGUUGACGGACAACAGCAUGUGGACCAGGAUGAAUACUGAACCCGAUUUUGCCCCCCUGUCUCGUGUUUUCCUCUGUCUUUCUUUCUCUUUCCCGCUUCCCCCCACCCCGCCUCUCUUUAUCAUAACAGUACCCACGGCUGUUUACUAGCACUACAGUCUGAGUUUUUGAGUUGUACAGCCUUUUACCGCACAAUCACAUCAGCAACAGUAACAGACUCCUAAACAUUUCAACAUGGUGUAAAAAAUAAGUGGUAGGUAAAACAACAAACAAAACCUUAAACACUUCAUGAGAAAGAAAACACAAAUGUGAAUCUCAAUCUAUGAACAGCCCUUUGCGAUACUGAAUUUAAGCUUCUGUUUGUCAUACUGUACUUUGCAACAGGCAUUCAUAUUAUUUUAAAUACAAUGCACUGCUUCCCUCUAACACAAAUGCUGCAGCUGUAUACACCUUUCUACCACACCAACUGACAGCCUGUAUAAAUAUAAUAUAUUUACUUUGUAUAUUGUUUUCUUAAUGACUUUACUUGCACUUUGCAUAUUGUUUUGACAGUGAUCGUUUGAAAAAGAUUAGCCGUAAAUGAUGGUGACGAAUGACUACAAUGCAAGUCGUUUUAACUGCUUGUUUGUGUUUAAAAACACAGCAUGAAGAUUUAUUUUAUUUUUGAUUGGGGGGCAUUUAAGGAAGGACGUUUUCCAGUGAGCUGUUUGGAUCGCCCUGUUUAAUUGCAUAUCUAAAAGGAGCAUGUGAAUGUUUUAGCAGAUGGUUAAGGGCUAGAUUGGUAUAAUAUAUAUAUUUUUUAAGUUCUUGUAUUUGAAUAGCCCUCAGUCAGAAAGCAGGUGGAACUACAGCAAGAUUUAUAUAUUUUUUCGGUGUUGCAGAAACAAAUAUUAAACGAAAUACUGAAAUUAA
Acipenser ruthenus (sterlet) is the source of this 2111-nucleotide messenger RNA. RefSeq names its product microtubule-associated protein RP/EB family member 3-like. Lineage: Eukaryota; Metazoa; Chordata; Actinopteri; Acipenseriformes; Acipenseridae. Gene Ontology annotation, molecular function: microtubule plus-end binding. Gene Ontology annotation, biological process: spindle assembly; regulation of microtubule polymerization or depolymerization; protein localization to microtubule plus-end. Gene Ontology annotation, cellular component: microtubule organizing center; cytoplasmic microtubule; microtubule plus-end. The transcript has 10 exons. Bases 437 to 1240 code for a protein of 267 amino acids. The record is from RefSeq and is a predicted model, not a curated record.